Rotaria sp. Silwood1 is the source of this 642-nucleotide messenger RNA. NCBI's taxonomy places the organism in Eukaryota, Metazoa, Rotifera, Eurotatoria, Philodinida, Philodinidae. The record is from the annotation of a GenBank genome assembly.
AUGGCUCUAAGACGUAAUUUCGACGGUUAUUCAUGUGCGUAUCCACCUGCAACAUCAUUUCCAUCAAGUUCACCAUCAUCACCAAGAAGAUGUCCAAAUAAUUAUUAUAAUUCACCAAAUGAUCGAAAUAAAUGUCAAACAACAGCUUAUUCAUCAUCAUCAUCGUAUCGUACAUAUGGAAAUGAUACGGAAACAUUUCGUCCAAAUUAUUCACGUUAUAAUCUAAGUAGUAAUAAUCGUGCAUGUUCAUAUGAUGAUUUACUUCAUGAACAAAAUCGAUAUCAAUCAUCAAUUUAUAAUACAUGUAAUGCUAAUCAAUAUAGACAACAAAACAUAGCAAGACGUAGUCCCUAUUAUGAUUAUGAUGAUAAUGAUGAUUUAACAGUUAAAUCAACAGAUUUACCCGCACGAUAUGAACAAGAAAUGAUUGAUUUAGUUCAAGCAGGUUUUCGAAAAUAUGAAAUAACUAAUCAACGUGAAUUAGCUGGUUUUCUUAAACGUGCUGCAGAUCAAAAAUUUUCACCAUGUUGGCAUUGUAUUGUUGGUAGACAAUUUAGUUCAUAUGUAACACAUGAAAUGAAUGGUUUUAUCUAUUUUACAAAAGGUCCAAUAUCAAUUUUACUCUUUAAAAGCGGUGCUUAA